CCCCACCUCCACCCCCACCUCACCCACAAAACACAAACUCUUCAAAAAAUGGGCAAAGCAAUAAGGUGGUUGAAGGGGUUGUUUGGGAUAAGAAAAUUAGAGAAUAACCACAAAGAAACUGAAGAAAAGGACAGAAUUAGUACUACAUGUUUUGGCCAUUCAGGUAGAGACACCACCACCGCCACCGUCACCGCCACUGCCACCGCUAUCUCCGCCGCUGCAGGAGGAUUGUGUCACAACCCCACCACUAUACCACCAAAUAUUACACCUGCUGAAGCUGCGUGGUUAAGUUCUUUUUAUGGUCAAGAUUCUGAUAAGGAACAAAGCAAACAUGCAAUUGCAGUGGCAGCAGCCACCGCUGCUGCAGCUGAUGCUGCUGUCGCCGCCGCGCAAGCGGCGGUGGCAGUGGUUAGAUUAACUAGUCAAAGCAGAAACACUGCCGUGUUUGGCCGUGAAAAGUGGGCUGCUACUAAGAUUCAAACCGUCUUCCGUGGAUUCUUGGCAAGAAAGGCAUUGAGAGCAUUAAAAGGAUUAGUGAAACUACAAGCAUUGGUUAGGGGUUAUUUGGUAAGAAAGCAAGCCACUGCUACACUUCAUAGUAUGCAAGCUUUAAUGAGAGCACAAGCUAGUGUUCGUGCCCAAAAAUCUCGAGGAGGUUUCUUCAUAAAUAAUCAAAAUUCUCAUCCCCAAUUUCAAGCCAGAAAAUCAAUUGAACGUUUUGAGGAAUCAAGAAGUGGCCAUACAAUGCAAAGUCAUAGCAGAAGGCUAUCUGCAUCAUUUGAGGCUAAUAACAUAAAUGCAAGUGAAGAAAGUGCAAAAAUUGUGGAAAUGGACACUGGAAGACCAAAAUCAAGAUCCAGAAGAACAAACACUUGGGUUUCUUCUGAUUCUUGUGAUGAUUCUUUCAAACCAAUGCCAGAAUUUGCAGAUUUAGCCAUAACAGCCCAAAGUACACCAAGGUUUGCAAAUUCUUGUGGUUCUAACACGCCAAUUACACCAGCCAAAAGUGUGUGUGGGGAAAGCUAUUAUUUUAGGAAUAAUAAUUAUUAUUAUGACAAUAAUAAUAAUUAUUAUUAUCCUAAUUACAUGGCUAAAACACAAUCAUUUAAGGCUAAAUUAAGGUCCCAAAGUGCUCCAAAACAAAGGCUAGAGCAUGUAAUUGGUCCUAAGAUGAAAAAAGUGUCAUUAAAUGAAAUGAUGGAAUCAAGGGCUUCUUUAAGUGGUGUAAAAAUGCAAAGGUCAUGUUCACAAGCUCAAGACAAAAUCAAUUUCAAGAAUACUAUUAUGGGUAAACUUGGAAAUUCAACAGAGUUCACAAGAUUGCAAGAAAGUGAAAGAGACUAUUCAAAAUGAUGAAAGUUUCAAGACAAAAAAAUAUUCCAAAUAUAGCACUUUUUUAAAGGCUAUAUUUUGUGGUUAACCUAGAAAGAGAAUAGUUGAUAGAGAUAGAACAAAAGGGAAUGUAUGUAAAGUUAUAGGCAUGAUGUGAUUUAAGAUUGCAUUGAACAAGUUUUCGAGGUUGAUUUUUAGUAUUAGUAAUAAUUGUAAUUAUUAAUCUAAAGCUUGUUUUAUUUAACGACU
Messenger RNA from Nicotiana tabacum (common tobacco), 1581 nucleotides. RefSeq names its product protein IQ-domain 26-like. Gene Ontology annotation, molecular function: protein binding. The record is from RefSeq and is a predicted model, not a curated record. Lineage: Eukaryota; Viridiplantae; Streptophyta; Magnoliopsida; Solanales; Solanaceae.